UCAUUGAUGGCCUGGUGGGAAGAGCAUCCACUCUUAUCGUGUGCGCUUAAAUCAUCCGUUUAAGACUAACAUCCUCGGAAACUCGCCAACUUCCACUAAAGCGACAAAGUCGCGAUUACCGUUAUAUAUAGAUGCUAAGAUACAGGGCUUAAAUUCGGACAUAUAGACUGAAUAUGAACCGCCAGAGCCUUUUCCUGAUCAUCCUUGGGGCACUGCUGGUAUAUCUUCUUCCACCAUUGAACACAGAGAAGACCCCGAAAGAGCCACCAGAGGAGCAGUAUUCGCCGGGUGCUGUGGAGUCUGAUAUGAUCCUCUCUCCAGACCAGCUCGAGGAGCGUCAAGAAGGAGAGAUUGCGGCAGCUAAGGAAGAAAAACACAGAUUGGUGAAGAGAAACGCAAGGAAAGAUGCGUCGUAUCACUGGCCUGGUGCUAUCAUACCCUACCUCAUUGAUGACAAUGCAGCUGACUACGAAGGUACGAUCAAGUCUGCGAUGGAACAUUGGGAGAACCAAACUUGUCUCAGGUUUAAACCUUACACCAACCAACUCGGCGAAAGCCUCGGACACCAUGACUACAUUAGUUUAGAGAAAGGAGAUGGUUGCUCCUCUCCUGUUGGGAGACAAAGAACGGGAUCUCAGACCAUAUCACUCGGUAGCUCCUGCAACUUUCUUGGCACUGCAGCUCACGAGAUUGGCCACUCUCUCGGUUUCUACCACGAGCAGACGAGACCAGACAGAGACCAGUACGUCACCAUCCAGACAAAUAACCUCAAACCCAAAACCCACCACAAUUUUGUCAUGUAUGAAAGAACGGAAGGGAGUGAUUACCAGAUUCCUUAUGAUUUGGGGUCUAUCAUGCACUAUGGAGCUAAGUAUUAUUCUAAGAAUGGUAAGCUCACCAUUAAAACUCAGGAUUCUCGGGUACAGUCUGUUAUUGGACAACGAGAGGAACUCAGCUUUUUCGACAUCAAACUCGCCAACCUUAUGUACAAAUGCGGAGAUGGGUGUGACUUGAGCAAGGAGUGCUCCAACCAUGGCUACCUUGGACCAGGGUGCCAGUGUGUGUGUCCACUGGGACUCACAGGGGACACGUGUACUGAAGUGAAGACCCUCACAGCAGGAUGCGGCGGUGUGCUGACAGCUUCAUCUGGAACCAUCACUUCACCAAACUAUCCCCAGCCGUACGGACAGAGUCAGGACUGCAUAUGGUUUAUCCCGGGAGGCCCCGGCAGGAAAGUGACCUUAACAUUUGACAAGUUUAGUUUAGAGGCUGACAGCUACUGCGCUUAUGACUGGCUGGAGAUCAGGAUACUUGGCCCACAGUUCCGGGGGCCGCGCUUCUGUGGUAAGAAACCACCAAACUUCCCGAUAGAGUUAAGGAACGAGGGCCUCUUUCUACGUUUCCAUUCGGACGAUGCUGAUUCGUAUCCGGGAUUCUCUGCUAGCUAUAAAGUGGAAACUAUAACUAUGCCAGUGAAUGGUGGCUGGACGACCUGGGGAGAUUGGCAGAAAUGUUCCGCCUCUUGUGGUUACGGAAUUAAGAAGCGGACUCGGAAAUGUAGUGACCCCAAGCCCGCUUACGGAGGCGCUGGGUGCGAGGGUCGCCCAUUAGAAUUCCUCAAGUGUUCAAACGGCCCCUGUUGACGUUGUUCGAUACAAGCAGACGUGGACGAGGGAGUUUUCCCAAAGCCCCCCAAAACGCCAGCGCGAACGCCUAUCUCAUUGUUCGAGCUCCUGUUCACGAUGUCGAACAAUGGGCAGGCGUUCAUGUUGGACACUUCGAGAGCUUUGCGUAAACUCCUUACUAAUGUUGUCAUGUCUGACUGAACACGUGUUCUCGAGUAGUAUGCCUCCCCAUCCUGAGGAAAUCAGGGGUGAUCUAUUCGCUUAUCUCCGGCCCGCUGCACAAAGUUUGUGUGCAGGCCGGAGAAGCCAACAUUGUAGCCCCUGAUUUCCUCAGGAUGGUGAGGACAACUGCAGUUAUACAUGCGUCCCGAAAUUGGGGGCUUGCAUUGGAACUAACUUUUUCCCCUUGUCCGUCAUUAAAGGCAUUCAAGUGUGUUGGUCAACCAUGACUAUCUCCUUUGUCCCUCCACCAUGAGGCCUUGUUUCCCCUCAUGACAUCACUAUUUCGGACACUCAGCGCCCCAUUUCUGGAAAGGUGUAUAGGCCUACCUCUUCUUGAACACAUGUAUUUCAAAAUAAGAAGUUAUCGUGUUGAACAAUAUCUCCAAGAAAGUAAAUAAAAACAUUGUUUUUUGUUGAUCAACAUAGAAUUUUGUUGAGACUAGCUUUCGACACUACCUUGUCUUCUCAAUCCUGUAGAUGUUAUAGUUAGAUUGUGUCUGUGUAUUUCAUUGUUGCAAAUACACUUCUGUCGGAAGUCCACGUACAUGUAUAUUAUACAUAAAGAGCAUAA
Messenger RNA from Lineus longissimus, 2418 nucleotides. Its product is annotated as blastula protease 10-like. Bases 174 to 1643 code for a protein of 489 amino acids. The transcript has 11 exons. Gene Ontology annotation, biological process: molting cycle, collagen and cuticulin-based cuticle; proteolysis. Lineage: Eukaryota; Metazoa; Nemertea; Pilidiophora; Heteronemertea; Lineidae. The record is from RefSeq and is a predicted model, not a curated record. Gene Ontology annotation, molecular function: metalloendopeptidase activity; zinc ion binding.